Colletotrichum orchidophilum is the source of this 519-nucleotide messenger RNA. RefSeq lists its product as uncharacterized. The transcript has 2 exons. NCBI's taxonomy places the organism in Eukaryota, Fungi, Ascomycota, Sordariomycetes, Glomerellales, Glomerellaceae. The record is from RefSeq and is a predicted model, not a curated record. Gene Ontology annotation, molecular function: mitochondrion autophagosome adaptor activity. The coding region runs from base 1 to 519 and encodes 172 amino acids. Gene Ontology annotation, biological process: mitophagy.
AUGGCUUCCUCCGUACCUAUCCAAAUCGCGGAGACGAUACAGACCGCCCACAUCAACCGGGCACCAUCCCCUAGCCACGACCUCAAUCCCUCCACAGCCGCCUCCGAGAAGGAGCCAGUAACAUUAGAGCCCGUUCCGACCCAUGACGACCUUGACGAUGACGAACUCGACGACUAUAUCCCCCGCAGCGUGGUAAGCCCGAAGCAGCGCACAGCAAGGCUUCCGCCCAUGCCCGACCUGCGCUUCGAGCAGAGCUACCUCAACAGCAUCUCCAAGGCCGACACAUGGGGGCGGGUGGCGUGGAUCACUGCCAGGGACCAGGUGAUGAUGCCGCUUGUCCAGGGUGUCGUCUAUAACUUGUUCCUCAUUGGCUGGCAUCACUGGAACAAGAACGCGCAGGUCCAUGGCAGCUCAAUAGGUGCGAGGGUUCGGAGAUGGUGGUAUGGCGUGAACAACUGGCAGCUGCCUCCGCAGAAGAGUUCAAAUUGGAGAACAGCCUUCUCAAAGAAGGAGUUGUGA